Molecule: messenger RNA, 3203 nt
Organism: Orbicella faveolata
Lineage: Eukaryota; Metazoa; Cnidaria; Anthozoa; Scleractinia; Merulinidae
Product: salivary peroxidase/catechol oxidase-like
Biological process (GO): response to oxidative stress
Molecular function (GO): peroxidase activity; heme binding
Source: RefSeq, a predicted model, not a curated record
CUCCAAAAUGUUCCGGGUUGUCGGUAUAUAUUCAGCGGUUUAAACCAGUUGGAUUUUCAUUGAAGAGCGGAUUUCAUUUGAAGCAGAGUCAGUGCGUUAUUCUCUUCAACGGCUCACCAGCAGUCAGCAUGAUGGGCCGUUUCCCCAAUGGUUUGGUUCUUGUUGUGGUCCUGGGCUUGGGGCUGACAACAUCUUACAAGAUUGAUGACGCUUUCCCGUCGGAAUGGGAAAAGGACACGGUAGAAGACAUGACCGAUGAAAUGAACCGGCUGGAUAAACUGAAAAAUAAGAAGAAAGACGAAGAACAAGCGAAACGCGUGGCUUCGCCAGGCUCAGGCGACUUCCUCGAAAACAAGAUGCUGGAGUUUGUAGAUGAUUGUAAGUUGGACACCCAAAACAAGAUUCCUGAGAAAGAGAUAGCCGAGAAGAGAGAGGCGUUCCUGAAGGCUCUGAACAAAGACUACCAGAUACUACAGCACGGAAAGGGGUCCAUCGCAAGUGACGAAUCGUGGCUGAAGGCAAGACAGAGUGAAGUCUGCGGUGCUUGUGUCCUAAAAAAACUUUGUGCAGAGUCGGACGUUUUGACUCAUUUGAACAUCGAUACAAACAGUGAUGAUCAAGUAAGGGCGUGCAAGUUGAAAGUACUCGAGUAUUUUGCCGCCGAAUUACACGACGAAGAACCAGACAUCAACUGUAACGAGAACGCCCGUUUCCGAACGAUCGAUGGAACAUGCAACAAUCUUGCUAACCCUCGCUGGGGGUCAGUCGGAGACAAAUUCUUGCGCCUCGAACCCGCUGAUUAUGGCGACUGUGUGUCGACUAUUCGCAGAGCGAAAAGUGGAAAUGAGUUGCCGAAUGCCAGGAAUGUAAGUAUUAAUGUCAUCGGCAGCAACGACUGCCCACACCCCAAUAACAACGUAUUGACUCAUUUGACCAUGAACUUUGGCCAGUUCAUGGAUCAUGACAUCACGCUGGCUGAGGCACAGGGACUGAAUUGUGAACCAUAUAACAUCAACCCGGAGUGUAUCAAUAUUGAAGUUCCAGAAGAUGAUGACAUAUUUCGUGAUAGGGGUGUAACCGAGUUUGAAUUUGAGAGGGAUGCCCCGCAUAAACCCAACACCGAUUGCACACCGAUAACCCGGGAGCACAGUAACGUAAUAACGGCCUAUGUCGACGGGUCUAAUGUUUAUGGCUCAAACAUUUCGCUGCUUGAAGAACUACGGGCGCCUGACGGCCGAAUGCUAGUUAUGAAGCCUCCACAUGGCUGCCCCAUGGCGAAUCUGUUGCCUGCACAGCCGCCUGAAGUGGUGUGUGAGUCAAGAGACCCAAACAGACCAUGUUUUCAUGCCGGAGACGAACGAGUAAACGAAAAUCAAGGCCUCAUGUCAGUUCAUACAAUUUUUGUUCGUGAACACAACCGAAUUGCUGACUAUUUUGGUGAGAAUACCCGGUGGGGCCCAGAGAGAAUUUUUCAAGAAACUCGAAAAAUCGUUGGUGCGGAGCUCCAAGUCAUAACAUACGGAGAGUUCCUGCCUGAAAUCCUCAGCAGAAGAGUGAUCAGACAGUUUGAUCUCAGGCUGCUGGGGGGAACCCGGUUUUUUAAUGGUUACGACCCAGCCGUGAACGCUCAAAUGACCACCGCCUUCUCAGUAGCUGCAUACCGAUUUGGACACAGCCUGAUUCAAAACCAGUUCAGUCGCUUCACUCAAGAAGGAUUCGAGCACAAAUGCGACUGCGACGCGAAAUUGGAGUACUUGCCUAUCCCACUAUGCGACUUUGGCAACCCAACCUACUUAUACGACAAGUGCCAGGGGGCAGUGGAUUCCAUUUUUAGAGGCUUGAUGAAGGAUCCAGCGGCAACGAUUGAUAGAUGUCUCGUCGAAUGUGUACAAAACUCUCUUAGCAGAGGUCCAGGCGACUUGGUUGAUCUCGCUUCCCUUAACAUUGCACGAGGGCACGAGCGUGGAAUGCCGGGUUACACGGUAUUUCGAAACCGCGAGGAAUGUGACAUCGAACCAAAGGUGAACUCAUUUGAUGAUCUCUUAGCUGCCGGGUUCGCCGAAGCUGACGUCGAGAACCUCAGGAAUACCUAUGAGUCAGUACACGACGUGGAUCUUUUCCCCGCAGGCUUAGCAGAACCUCCAUCGGAGGACGGAGGUCUUGUGGGUCCUACCUUUGGCUGUAUUAUAGGCGAACAAUUCGGACGCCUCAGAAAAGGAGAUCGUUUUUGGCACGAGAAUGAACCGAACGCAGCACUGAACACUGACAGAACGGCAUUCACUGCUUGCCAGCUACGAGAGAUCAGAAAGAUUACCCUUUCCAAGGUCAUCUGCGCUAAUAGCGAAGAUAUUCCCUACGUCACCAGGCGAGCGCUGAGACAAUCCAAGAUCUUCGUAGAAUGUGACAAACUUCCUGAUAUAGACCUUGAAGCUUGGUUGCCACGCUUUGAUUGCCCGGAGAACAGCAGUGCUUCCUCCGAUUCCCCCGAUUCCGCCGACGACGAUACCUACUGGUAAAGAGGAUCAUACCAAUGAGGAAAGAAAAGAAGUUGGUUAAUCAUACAUAUUCACUCAAAACUAGCUUUUUUGAAAAACUGUUUUCGUUCUAGAUUAGAAAAGUGGGUCUGUUUUGCUGGGUUGAAUUCCACAAUCACAAUCUAGUAUUUAGCCAUCAGUUUUAUACUGCGUCGAGAAUAAAGUACAUAAAAGCAUUUUCAAACACAGCUAGAACCUUGAUGUAAAAGAGUUAGAAGUGUUUUGUUUUUCCAGUUGGCAUUAGGGUCUAUCAAACAUUUUGACAACAGCUGGGGUGGCUGCAGUAGUAAAAUCCUCUUCCAUUAGACAAUAAUGGCUUUGGCGUAGAGAGUAGCCUUUGUCAUAGUGCUUAUGUUCGAAGUGAAAUCUUUUUUGUUUUUGUUUUGUCAUUCAGUCUUACCUAUAACAAAUUUCUCGAUUUUGCUUGGUCCUUCGCGUGCCUAUUUGUCACGUGAUAGGGGCGUCAGUGGCCAUGUAGGUCCAGAUUACAAGCAACAGGCCAUCUUUCUCACAUGACUCCAAGGCUUUCUGACCAAAAUUGCGAAAUAUAAUUUAGGAUAGAUCUAGGAAACAGAGCCAUAUCGACACACAACAUUCUAGUCAUUUUUCAUUGAGUAAUUCGGUCUUUUGUAAUGAUGAUUAAAUGAAUAAAAACCUUAAGAAAACCGC